Molecule: messenger RNA, 1548 nt
Organism: Psammomys obesus (fat sand rat)
Lineage: Eukaryota; Metazoa; Chordata; Mammalia; Rodentia; Muridae
Gene: En2
Product: engrailed homeobox 2
Exons: 2
Coding region: 344-1321 (325 amino acids)
Biological process (GO): multicellular organism development; regulation of transcription by RNA polymerase II; neuron differentiation
Cellular component (GO): nucleus
Molecular function (GO): DNA-binding transcription factor activity, RNA polymerase II-specific; RNA polymerase II cis-regulatory region sequence-specific DNA binding
Source: RefSeq, a predicted model, not a curated record
GCGGAGCCGCGCCGGAGCCGCGGGUCCCCGCUGGAGCGCAGGGGCCGUCUAGAGCCGGGCGCGUCGCCCAAACCGGGACCCGCGUCCCUUGACUCUCCCCGCGUCCCGGCCUGCCGGGAGACUGCUUAUCUGUUGACGUGCUUGGGGGAUCCGGACGUGGCUCGGCUUGGAGCGCGCCCCGCGACCUGUAGGACUCCAGCCCUGGCAGCGGCGGCCGCUCGCGCCCUCGGAGGACUCGGCUGGCUAGGGGCGCGCGGGUGUCGGUGUGAGCCGCGGGUCGGCCGGAGGUCGCUUUGGAGGAGGGUCGGCGGAGAGGAGGUCUAGGAGUCUCAGACCGUGAAGCAUGGAGGAGAAGGAUUCCAAGCCCAGCGAGGCGGCGGCGGAGGCGCAGAGGCAGCCGGAAUCCAGCCCCGGCGGUGGCACGGGCGGCGGCAGCAGCCCGAGCGAUGCGGACACCGGCCGCCGGCGGGCUCUGAUGCUGCCCGCGGUCCUGCAAGCGCCGGGCAACCACCAGCACCCGCACCGCAUCACCAACUUCUUCAUCGAUAACAUCCUGCGGCCCGAGUUCGGCCGCCGAAAGGACGCGGGGACUUGCUGUGCCGGCGCGGGCGGAGCAAGAGGCGGCGAGGGCGGCGCUGGCGGUACGGAGGGAGGCAGCGGCGCGGGCGGAGCCGAGCAGCUCCUGGGGUCUGGCGCCAGGGAGUCCCGACCGAACCCAGCGUGCGCACCCAGCGCCGGAGGGCCUCUCUCCGCCGCCGCCGGCGACUCUGCGGCCGACGGAGAAGGUGGCUCCAAGACGUUGUCGCUGCACGGCGGUGGGAAAAAAGCCGGCGACUCCGGGGGUUCGUUGGAUGGAGCGCUCAAGGCCCGGGGCUUGGGCGGCGGUGACCUUUCGGUGAGCUCGGACUCGGACAGCUCUCAAGCCAGCGCCACCCUGGGCGCGCAGCCCAUGCUCUGGCCGGCUUGGGUCUACUGCACGCGCUACUCUGACCGGCCUUCUUCAGGUCCCAGGUCCCGAAAACCAAAGAAGAAGAACCCCAACAAAGAGGACAAGCGGCCACGCACGGCCUUCACCGCUGAGCAGCUGCAGAGGCUCAAGGCAGAGUUUCAGACCAACAGGUACCUGACUGAGCAGCGGCGCCAGAGCCUGGCACAGGAGCUCAGUCUCAAUGAGUCUCAAAUCAAGAUUUGGUUCCAGAACAAGAGGGCCAAAAUUAAGAAAGCCACAGGCAACAAGAACACCCUGGCGGUGCACCUCAUGGCGCAGGGUCUGUACAACCACUCCACCACGGCCAAGGAGGGCAAGUCGGACAGCGAGUAGGGGGAGCAGGGCGGGCAGGCCGGCCAGGUCUAGGGCCGUGCAAAACAAUGCAAUAAUUUAAAAACCGUGAACAAAGGGCCAGUGUAUAAAGAUUAUACCAGCAUUAUCUGUGAAAAAUCCCAUGUAUUAGCUAUGGUUCUACAAAAAUCUGUGUAUAUAUAAUUUACAGGUGGUGUAAAAUCCAAAAUAUCUGACUAUAAAAUAUUUUUUGAGUUUUUUGUGUUCAA